GGUUCGCGAGCUCAUUACAAAAUCCUCUCUCAAACUCAAGUGCAUCUGAGUCAAUUUCAAAGCUUACUUCCACCCACCUUUAUUGAGCUUUGAAAUGGAGAUACCUGGUCCGCCGCUGUCUUUGUUUCUUUGUUCUUAAUUCUACUCGCCCCUUCGCUCGUCGCCCAUAUCUUCACCAUGAAGUUCUCGACCGCUUUGGCAAGCCUCAUCGCCAUCGCAUCAGCUCUACCAACAUCCACUCCCGACCUCCUUGCCACCACCGACCACGACAUCGCUCUCCUCGCCCUCGUCCAAGCCUACCUCACAACCCACCAAUCAAACCAAACCACUUCCACCUCCACCAUUCCCACGAACCAUUUCUUCCAAGCAAGUAUACUCCCAAACGACACGAGAAUUCCUCCAGAGAAAUACGACGAAAAGGACUAUCCGCCCAAGAAAUGUGACGAGCAUAUCUGUUGUGCGGAGACGAGAUGUUGGAGGAUUAGUCCGCCGCAGGUUACGGUUAAUGCGACUGUAAUGGUGGAUAUGGCUGGGAUGAUGAGUGGUGGGUGUCAUGCGGGGAGGUGUUGUAAUAUUGAGGGGUGUUUUGGUGGGCCUGAGAAGUAGAGAUGAAGGAUUGGAUCGAUUGGUUUUGGAGUUGGUGGAUGGUAUGUGACGGAUUGGAAGAAAAGUGCUAGUGCCGAAAAGUUAUGGGCAAGAGGAUGGUGAUUCAUUUAGUACGAUUACUGUAUGCUCUGAAUUGCAGGUCAAAUCAGUUGAGGUCCCA
This is a messenger RNA of Aureobasidium pullulans EXF-150, 766 nucleotides long. RefSeq lists its product as uncharacterized. The coding region runs from base 178 to 606 and encodes 142 amino acids. NCBI's taxonomy places the organism in Eukaryota, Fungi, Ascomycota, Dothideomycetes, Dothideales, Saccotheciaceae. The transcript has a single exon. The record is from RefSeq and is a predicted model, not a curated record.